Messenger RNA from Knipowitschia caucasica, 372 nucleotides. The record is from the annotation of a GenBank genome assembly. NCBI's taxonomy places the organism in Eukaryota, Metazoa, Chordata, Actinopteri, Gobiiformes, Gobiidae.
AUGCAUCCUGACAGACAAAUCCACACGUCCGUAUGUGUGGUGGUGAAGCUACAGUACUACAGUCCACCACCAGGAGGAGCUCUGCUUCAGCGGAAACAACGGAUAAACAUGAACCCCCUCAGACUAAAGUACUACACUAGACUGAAGGAAUAUGUUCAAUGUUUGCAUCCAUAUGAGCUAGAGCUGCUGAUGGCCGUCUCUCAGAUCACCUUGCUCCUGUUUGUCUCUGAUCUGAAUUCUGCUCUGAACGAAGCUGUUCUGAGGUCGAGGAACAUCAAGCUCAUCGUCAACGCCAGCAACAUCCAGGGAGUCACCUACCCACAGGUAGGCGGACGGAGGCCGGCUGACGACCUCCUCACUCCCCCUCUCUGA